AUUGCCUCCCCUUGGCGCAAGGAGGAUCAAUAGCGGAAUAUCUGGAAUGUGGAGAAACUGCCGGACACCAGCCAAUGGAGGAGCCACUCCGCUGACGGAAUCAAACAGCCAUCAGUGCUCGCCCCUGUCACCAGACCUGUCCGCCAUUCUGGCCGUUUCCUUGCAGGAACAAAGUCAACUCGGAAGGUGGCUACAGGCGCCAUGGGUGUCGUUCGAUUGGCAGACAGUGCAGGGGAGACAAUCACUUUGCUGGACGUGGACGGCGAUUAUUUCCCCCCUGACCUCGACGCGGGGGUCAUCCAGGGGUUGAAAACCUUCAACUUCCGUCCCGAUGAUGUUAUUGUUUGUUCUUAUCCCAAGACUGGUUGUCACUGGAUAUGGGAGGUAACUCGGAUGCUCCUUUCUGGUUCCACGGACGUCGACGAGACGGAGAAGGAGCUGAUGAUGAUGGAGUGGCAGACGCAGCAAUACUUCGAUUCCAAGCCCGCACCCCGGGUGCUGAACACUCACGCCUUGCCACGUCAGCUCAACGCGGACCUGCUGCGCAUGCGCGCCAAGAUCGUCUUCAUCCUGCGCAACCCCAAGGACGUGGCCGUGUCCUUCUACCACCAUCACCUCAAGCUGCCGGAGUACGAGUACCGGGGUAGCUGGGCCGCCUACCUCCACCUCUUCCUCACCGGCAACGUUGACUACGGAUCUGUGUUCGAGUACAUGAAGGACUGGGAGGCAUUCAUCCACCAACACCCAGACUACCCGCUCAUUGUUAUCACCUACGAGGACUUAAAAGAGGAUCCCGUUAGAGAACUUUCUCGGCUCUCGCAGUUCCUCGACAAAAACCACAACCGCGACUUUGUGGAGCGUGUCGCCGACUCCUGCAGCUUCUUGCGAAUGAAAGAAAGAAAGGGACACAACUGGCUGACCAACGGCGGCGACACCAUCUUCUACCGCAAAGGUGAGGUGGGCGAUUGGCGCAACUGGUUCACCGUGACCCAGAACCUGACCUUUGACGCCGCGUGUCGGGACAAGAUGGCCGGCUCAUGCUUCAAGCUGCGGGAGACUUUGCAGUGACUGUCGUGCCCACCUGUAUCCACCUGUCCUCAGGAGGCUGAACAUCAUCUUGUCGCCUCCAGUGGAUAAAAUGACCAGUCUGAUUCUCACCUUCAAGGUUCACGUGACAGGUGGUCGCAGACUGUAAUUGAAGCUUAAAGUGGACAAGGUGGACAUCGGUUGAACUGUUGACCUUUUCCGCGGACUGCGUACAGGUCAACAUGUGCUGCUUACACUUCCGGAAAAGUUGGCUUGAAAAGGAAUGUUUGACAGUAGAUAUAGGUAUUAGGUACACUAACAGAGUAGACACUAACAGCUGUACACGUGUUAGGAUCGCAGUACCAGAAGUUUCUAGAAUAUUCCUUAGUCUUGGAGUGUUGCUAUACUGACAGUGGGGAUGACAUCAGAUGGGGGCAGAGACGGUGUGGAUCAGCCGUUUAUGGUUGGAAUAACCGAGGUGUAGUACAUAUCCGCCAUCAGACGAAGUCCCCGUCGUCUGCUAGUACACUGGGCAACGGACCUGUCGUUAAUAUUCCGUUACAGAAGCCCUCCGACAUGUUUGAUUCAACGUCUCCCGACAUAAAAGCAGACAAGCAUGGGUGUCUAGAGACCAAUCUUUGUUCUUUUGUCUGAAGAACAGAAAAACGAGCGGCAGCAGGCAGCCUCAGUCUGCCCAUAACGGUCGUCAGCAAAGGGAGAGCAAAACGCUAGGAUGCUCUUGUAGUCGGUCGCUAGAGUUCCCUCCCCUGCUUUAUCCUCCCGCAACUGUGCACGUGACGCACGGCGAGGUCUUCACACGCAGUAUUGCAAGCCAAUAUAGGUGUAUAGUCUACAGUAUUCCCCAUAGUACAGUGUUUGUACUCAGAUAAACAGCUCUAUUCUCCAUAGUACACUGUGUAUACUGCUCAGACAAGUUGUAUUAUACAGGAUAUUGCAGUAUUAAAGUUGAAUUAUACAGUAUUCAUCGCCAGUACAGAUAGUCUCAUUAUUCCCACAGUAUAGUCUGUGUACUGCUCAGACAAGUUGUAUUAUACAGUGUAUUGCAGUAUUAAAGUUGCAUUAUACAGUAUAGCCUCAUACCACAUGUUUAUUACCCAUAGUAUAGUGUGUGUACUACAGACAAGCUGUAUUAAACAGUUCUGGAAGUCAAUAAAGUUGUCUAGUGUC
Pomacea canaliculata is the source of this 2214-nucleotide messenger RNA. RefSeq names its product sulfotransferase family cytosolic 1B member 1-like. The coding region runs from base 202 to 1068 and encodes 288 amino acids. Gene Ontology annotation, molecular function: sulfotransferase activity. The transcript is spliced from 6 exons. The record is from RefSeq and is a predicted model, not a curated record. Gene Ontology annotation, biological process: sulfation. Gene Ontology annotation, cellular component: cytoplasm. NCBI's taxonomy places the organism in Eukaryota, Metazoa, Mollusca, Gastropoda, Architaenioglossa, Ampullariidae.